UUUGAUGACAGUUGCAAACAUUUUUCUGUAUUGACUUGCAAUAUUUCAGGUCUUCUUAGACUGAUUUGUUCUGGUUUAUAUCUAAGAUUACAGAAUUCCCGUUUGCCAAUAAGCAAUCCAUCUGAUCUCAAGCUCUCUCCAUAUGGCACCGCCAUCCCCAAAAGAAUUCAUAGAAACAGCUCUUUUGGCUACCAACCCUUAUGCUCUAUCGUACUCGGACUCUAAACAGAAGUGGCUUAUACUACGACAUCUCCUUUCGUUGCUUCAAGAGUACCCUACUUUCGGGCCCUCAACUGGUAGAUUCCUGCACAAUGAUGGAAACGAAGUGAACCUUCUAUUUGCCAGUGGCCAUGUCCAAGUCUCCAACUCCACACCUUCCGUUCCUCUCACCAUUUGGCUCCACGAAAACUACCCUCAAAAGGCACCUUUAGUCUUCGUUUCAGUUGACCCCAUGACCCCGAUUCAUCGCCAUCAUCCUUUCGUUGACACUUCUGGAGCCACAUCACCGCCUUAUAUCUUAACCUGGAAAUAUCCUCCAUGCAACCUUUCUGGCCUUCUGCACAAUCUUGUCCGGCUCUUUAGCCGUGAUCAUCCUUUCUCAUAUUCCCCGCCGACGACUAGUUUCACUCACCCUUCUCUUGUUUCUAGAAAGGAAGCUUUUGAUAGACUUGUAGGCAUGCUUUACUAUGACAUGGUUGCCUUGCAGGCCAGCACAGUUGAAGAAAUAGAGGAGCUAUCCUUGUUGCAAGAAAAUCUGAUGAAGCGUGACCGUUUCACCACAAGCAUGAUUUUGGAGAUGGAGCAGGAAUGCAAGAAACUGAAAGAGAGAUCGAACAAUUGGGCAGAAGAAGCUGAUAGGUUGGUGAACUGGUUGAAAGUUAAUGAUCGAAGACCACUAAUGGCCCUGGAUGCUGGAGAUGUUGAAAUUGAGGAUGCAUUUGAAAUUGAUGAGAACUCAAGAAUGAAACUUGAUUGCUCGGCCGCAGAUUUUGCCAUAGAGGAUGUGCUCUAUAAAUUGGACAAGGCACUUGAACUCGAGGCUGUGAGUUUCGAUUCAUAUAUUAAGCAAGUGAGGAGCUUGGCCAGAGAGCAGUUCUUCCUUAGAGCUUCAGAAAUGAAAUUAAAUGGCCUGGACAUACCCCAUUAGCCAAAUUGACUCGAAUAUAUUUUUCUCAAUGUACAGUUAUCAAUAAUUCAACUUUUUUUUUGGUUGGCUUUUUCCUAUGUAUCGUGUCUCAUACAAUAUCACCACUAAUAUCAUCAUUCACCUGGAUAAAUUCAGUGCACCCGAAUCCAGCAAGUUUUAUCAGGAUACACCGAGAUGAAAUUAGAAUGGCAUAUA
Theobroma umbraticum is the source of this 1342-nucleotide messenger RNA. RefSeq names its product Ubiquitin-conjugating enzyme/RWD-like protein. Gene Ontology annotation, cellular component: ESCRT I complex. Gene Ontology annotation, molecular function: ubiquitin binding. The record is from RefSeq and is a predicted model, not a curated record. NCBI's taxonomy places the organism in Eukaryota, Viridiplantae, Streptophyta, Magnoliopsida, Malvales, Malvaceae. Gene Ontology annotation, biological process: protein transport; endosome to lysosome transport; protein modification process.